Messenger RNA from Dictyostelium purpureum, 951 nucleotides. RefSeq lists its product as uncharacterized. The record is from RefSeq and is a predicted model, not a curated record. The coding region runs from base 1 to 951 and encodes 316 amino acids. Gene Ontology annotation, biological process: endonucleolytic cleavage in ITS1 to separate SSU-rRNA from 5.8S rRNA and LSU-rRNA from tricistronic rRNA transcript (SSU-rRNA, 5.8S rRNA, LSU-rRNA); ribosome biogenesis; ribosomal large subunit export from nucleus. Lineage: Eukaryota; Evosea; Eumycetozoa; Dictyosteliales; Dictyosteliaceae. Gene Ontology annotation, molecular function: protein binding. Gene Ontology annotation, cellular component: nucleolus; nucleus; preribosome, large subunit precursor. The transcript is spliced from 3 exons.
AUGACAGAAACAGUUAAAGCUAGUGAUAUUUUAAAUAAAUCACUCAGUGGUCAUCUUGUUGAAGGUGAAGAUACUUUAUUAUAUGAUUUAGGUAAUUUAUGUGCCUUUGAUCACUCAUCUAUAGAUAAAAACGAAUACAAAGAAAACCCAACUAAAUAUAUUAACGAAUUAGCAAGAAAAAAUGUACAACUUUUAAUUUCAAGAUUAUUCCAAUUACCAAUUAAAUCAAUUGAAGAAGGUUCAUUAGCUUUAUUACCAAAAUGUGAAACUAAAAUUCCAAGAGAAAGAUCUGUCCCACAAGGUAAACAAAAAACAAGAUGGGAAGCAUUUGCAGAACUUAAAGGUAUUAAAAAACAAAAGAAAUCUAAAAUGCAAUGGGAUGAAAAACAUCAAGAGUAUCGUCCAUCAUAUGGUUACAAAAAAGCUAAUGAUGAUAGUGGAGAGUAUAUUAUUGAAGGUAAACAAUCAGAUAAGGUAGGUGAUGAUCCAUUCCAAAAGAAAGAAGAAGAAAAGAAUCAAAAAGUCCAAAAACAAAAGAAAAGAGAACAAAGAAAUUUCGAUGAAGCAUCAAUGCGUCAAAUGGGUAAUGUUGGUAAAUCACUCACUUUCAGUCAAGAGAAUCGUCCAACUAUUAAAUCAGAUAUGGAAAAAGUAUUUGAUGUAGCUAAACUUUCAACUGCAAGCUUGGGUCGUUUCGAUAAAAAAGUUGAAAAUGAAAAAGAUAAAACUAAAAGAGGUAAUAAAAAACUUGCUGGUCUUGGUGCCGAUAAUGUUCAAAAAGAAUCAGAAUCCAAUCAAAAAUUAGUUGAUCGUAUGUUUAAGAAAGAAGAUGUAUUAAAUGUUGAUAAAGCAGUUAGACAAGAAGUCAAAUCACAAGAAAGAGAAAACUAUUCAAAUAAAAGAAGAGAUUUUAAACAAGGUGGUGGUUCAAACAAAAGAUUCAAAAAAUAA